Symbiodinium natans is the source of this 855-nucleotide messenger RNA. The record is from the annotation of a GenBank genome assembly. Lineage: Eukaryota; Dinophyceae; Suessiales; Symbiodiniaceae.
AUGUCGCAGAGCUUGCUGCAGCGCAGCUCCGUGACCUACGCCGCAUCCAUCUCUGGUCUUGGACCACGCUGGCAGAUGGCUUUAGCUUUCUUUGCAGACAUGGACGGUGAAUCCAUCCAGAAAGACUUAGUAUGCUACAACGCCGCCAUCAACACCUGUGAACGCAGAAGCUGCUGGCAAGUGGCCAUCUCACUCCUAGAAAGAAUACCCAGAGCCGACGCUAUUUCCUUUGGAGCCGUGAUCAGCGCCUGCGCCAACGGUUUGGCAUGGCCAGUUGCUCUUCAUCUGCUUUUCAAGACCAUGGCGGCCGCGAGCGUGGCCACGACUGCUGUGACGGUAGGUGCUGCGAUCAGUGCCUGUGGGAACAGCUUUCAGUGGCAUCUUGCACUGCAAGUGCUUCAGCGAGCGCGAUCUGACAAAGUCAAGCUGGAUGCAGUUGUGUACAACGCAUCUAUCGCCGCCUGUGAAACUGCUUGGCACAUGGCACUCGAAAUUUUUGGCAGGAUGCCAGUUGCCCAACUUCAUCCAUCCAUCGUUACUUACAAUUCCAUCAUCAGUGCAUGCGAGCAGGGCCGCCAAUGGCAGGCUUGCUCGAUGUUGCUGAACGACAUGCGCUUGGCUGGGCUGCAGAGCAAGGAGGCCUUUGGAAGUGCCAUCCUAGCUUGUGCACGUGAGCAGGCUUGGCAGACAGCACUGUCACUUUGUGGCGCUAUGUCGCUACAGUCGGUGCAGAAGGAUGCUGAUGUGUGCUCAUCAGCCAUGGUGGCAUGCGAAGCUGGUGGUCGUUUCCGGGUGGCUGCAGAGCUGCUGUCUGACGCUGCUUUUCUAACCCAGUCGGAGCUUCAGUGGCGGUAA